Messenger RNA from Megalobrama amblycephala (Wuchang bream), 1160 nucleotides. RefSeq names its product receptor accessory protein 5 (gene reep5). Bases 134 to 703 code for a protein of 189 amino acids. Lineage: Eukaryota; Metazoa; Chordata; Actinopteri; Cypriniformes; Xenocyprididae. The transcript is spliced from 5 exons. The record is from RefSeq and is a predicted model, not a curated record.
UCGCGGAAGUGCCGCCGUGACGUCACACUCUCGGCGUGCAAAGUCACACUGAACUGAGAGCAGCAGGAGUUAAGCUGCUGUUCUUGAUUUAUAUUUGAUACUAUAAUUAAGCAAUCAUAAAUACAGACAAAUCAUGGCGUUCGCGCUAAAAGAACGUUUCGACAAGUUCCUUAACGAGAAGAAUGUCAUGACGGACGUGUUGGCGAAGAUAGAGGCGAAGACUGGAGUGAACAGGUCCUACAUCGCAUAUGCUGUCAUCGCGUUCAUUGCAGUUUAUCUGGUGAUCGGAUACGGCGCUUCUCUUCUUUGUAAUCUCAUUGGAUUCGUCUAUCCUGCGUACAUAUCAAUCAAAGCCAUUGAGAGUGCAACCAAAGACGACGACACCAAAUGGCUGACCUACUGGGUGGUUUAUGGUGUGUUCAGCGUCGCCGAGUUCUUCGCUGACAUCUUCCUCUCCUGGUUCCCUUUCUACUUUUUGGGAAAGUGUGCCUUCUUGGUUUGGUGCAUGGCUCCCACUGCAUCAAAUGGUUCUGUUCUGCUCUACACAAGAAUCAUUCGCCCCUUCUUCUUAAAGAAUGAAGCCAACAUUGACAACGUGAUGAAAGACAUCCAGGAUAAAGCAACAGAGGCUGCAGAUAAGUUUAAAGAUGAAGCCAAGAAAGCCACUGCCAACCUUAUAUUUGAGGAGAAGAAGAACUACUAAAAACCACAGCCAUUUCACCUGCUUCUUAUCCUACAGGAUGACACUUGCCUGAAUAAAUGUUGCCUUUAUAUGCUCUUAUUUUUGAAAACUGGAAGUGGGCUGAUUAUUGUUACUGUCUUUAUACUGUGGCAGCCAUAUUAGAUGGCAUCAGACAGCUCCAGAGCUGACAAUCCCAAGUUGUUUAUGCAGGUAAGACAUAUAUCAUGUUAGAGAAAUCGAGUGACGCUCACCCUGCAAUGCUUCAGUCUCAGUAAACAUCCUUAUCUUUCCUGUAGAUGUCCUUGGCUUCUAUUAAUAGGUCAUCCAAUAGUUUCUUGCAUCUUAUGGUCAUUUAAUAUAUUCAUUCUAAGAUGUAUUUAUGUGAUAAGAUUUGUUGAAAAUGCCUAUUUUGAGAAUAUCAGUGGAACUGUAAGCAUAUGAAUUAUGCAUUUGACAUCAAAUAAACCAUUGAAAUCUA